Morchella sextelata is the source of this 1890-nucleotide messenger RNA. RefSeq lists its product as uncharacterized. The record is from RefSeq and is a predicted model, not a curated record. The transcript is spliced from 5 exons. NCBI's taxonomy places the organism in Eukaryota, Fungi, Ascomycota, Pezizomycetes, Pezizales, Morchellaceae. The coding region runs from base 1 to 1890 and encodes 629 amino acids.
AUGGAGAAGAGAGAGCCAUCUCAUACCAAUUAUCGGCGUCGCCCUACUCCAUCGAUAACGAAAACCCUUUGGGAGUCUUUGCUGGUCUUCAGUACCCCAGCUCGAGGCCUUAUAUUAGGACUGCUAUGUACUAGCUGGACUUUCAGAGCUCUACCUAAAGUUCUUGCACAAGACCCGGCAGUCACAGAUAGAAGCAGUACUUUCCAGGUUCUCGCAGAUGGCACCCAAGAUUUAGCCGCACUUAUUGGUCUCUUUGCAACGGACAGUGUCGAGCGAUACUCAGUCGACUACUCUAGAGGUUAUCUUUCAGUAGCUGUGGCAACAUGCUCUCUUCUCGGGAUCUUGGGAUAUGUUCGGGCGUUGGUAAAGCUGGCAAUGGGCUCAAAAGCAUGCCAGGACCCAGCAUUUCCCACAGCACCAGUACGGGCCAUCCUUGGCGUAGCAGAAGCUGAUAGGCUGCCAAGAGAGGACCUUGUCGAGAUCAGUUACGUUUCCACGACCACGCGUCUUGGUGUCGUCAGAUUCGAGAUGGUCAAGCGACUGAGACACACGCAAGAGUCAUUCCCGACCUCAAUCAUGAGCUUCCGCUUGAUAUCUAACCCUGACACUUACGGCCGUGCGCUUGUCUUGAACGGGGGGAACGGAAUCCGAGAUAAUUGGACAAAACUCCUCAUCAUCUUUGGGUCUUUGUUGCUCACGGCAGCUGCGACGAGUUUCCCGAUACUCCCGGUCAGUAGCAUCUGGUCAUGGUCCCGAAUAUUCGCAUCGUUUGGAUUGUUCGGUGCUCUGGCUAUCUCGUCGAUAACGUGGGCGUAUGUCUAUAUCAAAGAGCAAACGCCGUCAAUAAUGUAUGAGGAAUCCACAUUCAACGGGCAGCCCAAGCCGAUGAUUGAAUUGAACAAAUUUGCUAUAAUGCAUACAGCACAAGGAGAUGACGGCCCGGUCUUUUGCAAUCUUCAUGCAGUAUCCGGAUACUACGAGAUGGCCUGCAGAGGGUUUUCGCUAAUAGCAGGAGCAGUGAUAGCCGUCGGGUACAUUUCCCAGUAUGUGGAAAUGCUUGACCCUAAAUUCGACGACUAUAUCGACGACAAGGAUCUCAGCGUUUCUGAAAUGUCACUGAGGUUUAACGGCCACGACUUUGCUUAUGUCAUGUUUUGCACACCCUUGUACUCGCCCAUGGAACAGCGCUGGAUUCCCAAGGGUGCGCACUACACUUUAGAGCUCCCGAUUCUACUUUCUCAACGGCUCGGGCAGAUGGAUAUGCUUGAGAUGUUGGAGCAAGCCCACACUAUAGCGUCCAGCAACGACGUAACGGAGCUUAAGAAUUCGCUGGUCCAUGAAUGCACAGCAAUCUGGGACUUCCCUCCGAAGGUCUUCAGUAAAUGGCUUGCAUACAAAAGAGCAGACACCGACAGCGUCCGAAACCCGCCUACCUGGUACAGCUGCAAGAUCGUCAACCUCAGAGGCACUCAGCCCUGGGUGGGCGGCGACCUCGUCUUACUUCCGGUCAUACUCGCCGAAACAGGGAUUGCAGCGCCGGGCAGUACCCAGCAGAAUGCAACAUACAGGACUGCGUUCCCUGCCGCGCCGGUCUCUUUCGGUCCCCCUUUUAGACGUCCGGAGGCACGUGACCCUGAGCUCGUAGAGCAGCUCAGUAAGGCGAUUGAGAAGUUGAGGGACCUUAAGAUCCAGAAGGGACUUCCACCUAUGGCUUUUCCGGCGCCGAGCAAUACGGCCCGCGGCCCUCCGGGCGGAGCGAAAAGUCCAUCUGUUAAGGCUCCAAGUGUUAAAUGUCCAAGUGCCCACAGCCGGACAAGCGUAGCGGCGAGUUCAGGGCAUGAUGUGAUAAUCGAGAUGAGCAAUGUGACGACUGCUUCGCCUCCGAAAUAA